Messenger RNA from Laccaria bicolor S238N-H82, 153 nucleotides. RefSeq lists its product as uncharacterized. The transcript has 2 exons. NCBI's taxonomy places the organism in Eukaryota, Fungi, Basidiomycota, Agaricomycetes, Agaricales, Hydnangiaceae. The record is from RefSeq and is a predicted model, not a curated record. The coding region runs from base 1 to 153 and encodes 50 amino acids.
AUGGGUAGAGGAAACAUCAAACAACCACGGUGUGCCUCUGACAUCGACCCCCACUCCACGUCUAUGUCCUCGACUAUCUCUUGGAUUGCCGACCUCCCGACGUCGAGUGUGCUUUUGUCGUGGUCGAUGGUGUUGAACGUUGAGUACGCGUGA